UGUGUUUCGUUGCUGGAAGAGACUUCGAGGAGACGUCAACUAACCGGUGACUAAGUGACAGAAGUCGUUUGGGAACCGGUGGAAUACGUUCUUUACGAACAUUCUACGCAAAGACAGUGGUCUUAAAAAGAAAACAGCAUGGAAACGGCAGAAAUUUUGAUCGUAUGGGCUGUGUGAGGGGAAUCGUGGUGAAGAAAACUUGAACCGAAAACGAACGUCAACAUGUUGCAAAGUUCUUUGCCGCGGGCGUUCUUGCCCCCCGGGCUAAACUACUUGGGCUAUUACGGUGACGAGAUCCAUCAGCAUCCGUACGGUACACCCACUACCUGGCACAUUCCUAUGGAGAGUCCCUCUUAUUCAAGGCUUCCCGACAAUCACGUCCUUCAGACGUGGGACCUGUCCAGAUCGUCGACUCCGUGCCCUCUGGAUCUGUCUCUGAAGCCUCCACCUACGCCGAGUACACCGAAAACCGAAGAUUCGGAAUCAAAGAAAGAUCAGGGUAUAUUGGACGAAGCGCAAAAAGAGCCGGAGAGCGUCAAGUAUCAAAGAGUCGAGGAUGAAACGGUUCCAGUGGUGGUCGACGAUUACGACAGCAUCCCUCGAAGCUCUUCCGUGCACAGUCAUUCUAGCUACGAGCAGUUGCUUUCGAAGAAGGAGUCUGUUCAGCUCCAGGAGGCAGCGGACAAAACCAGCAUACUGGACGAGACGACUCGUCUGAUCCCUUUCGGUUCACCUAGCGAGAUCAAUUCAAAGUAUUACGCGCACAGUCAAAAAUUCUUAUUGACCAGCCCCAGCCACCUGCAGGGAUACCAUCAGCAGCUUUUAUUGACACCGCAGCACCAUUUGCAAAGUAUGCAACAUGCGCCUAUGACUCCACCGAGUACACCGUCGCCACCCCAGUGUCCCAGGAGAAAGAUCAGGGAAGAAAACGCUAGCCCCCCGUCUACGACCAGCAAUGCCGGGAUGUCUAGCGGGUCAAGGGCUAGCUCGACCGAGAAACUUCUGCAGAGGCCGAAGAAGAAACACGCGAGACGACUAAAGUUCGACGAGGACACCAGCAGUCCGGUGUCCGGUACCGUGAUCUUGGGUCCGGACGAAGCCGUGGUCACAGGAGACAUCGAUCCAGCGUUCAACAUCGUUGAAGUCACCGAGGAGGCGCGGGCGGAGCUGGCUAAGAUCGAAAACAGGCUGGGUCCGUAUCAGUGCAAACUUUGCAGGCAACUUCACGAGGACGCGUUCCAAUUGGCGCAGCACAGGUGCUCCAGGAUAGCCCACGUCGAGUACAGAUGUCCCGAAUGUGAUAAGAGGUUCUCGUGUCCGGCCAAUUUGGCGUCCCAUCGACGUUGGCACAAACCAAGGCUGGCCAACGGUGAGCAUUCCACAUCCUCGGCCAUCAUCGAGAUACCCUGCACCAGGUGCGACGCCAAGUUCACCAGGCAGGCUGCAUUGAGGAAACACUUGGCCACGCAACAUCCGGAGACCAACAACAACGGUAACGUCCUGUUCGAGGGUCAGGGUGCUAUUGGUAAGAACGACGUUGCUCAGGUGGUUUCUGAUAGUACGUUGAACACCGAGAUGGCCUGACAUCAAUUUCCUGCCAGACCUUUGCCGUGUAGACCGGGCCUCUAUUGGAGAUUCGGGCUUGAUUUAUAAACAACUGCUCUUUCAUUUGAAACUUCAUUUGGUAGUUAAAUGUUUGAAAAGCAUCCUUUUUUGCAUCCUUGUCUUUUUUUUAUUGUUGAUCGGAUUCUUUUUUAUCAGUCUAUAGGAUUAAUUUCAAGGUUAUUUUUUAAGGUUAGAUAAGUGCAAUUUCAAAUAACCGUGAAAUUCGGUGACACUGAUUACACAUCUUUCGGUGACAUUCAUUUUAACGACGACUCUCAUCAGUUUGAGACAAUAAUCGCCGUUACAACGGAAAUGAUACACCUAUCGUGCAAGCAACACUAGUGGGGGAGGGAACGAAUUGGAUUGUAAAUUUGCAUAGAAUUAGAAGUAUACCGAAGCAACAAGGUUAACACGGUGUUGCGUGCGAUGUAAAUUUGUAGAUAGCGAGAAGAGGUCAGCUAUAAACUGUGACUGUGCGUGUACAUACCAAUUCUCAUUUAUCUGUUCUGUAAUAUUUACCGAACCCGGCAAUUUGUCAUCUCUCAUUAUACAUAUACGUAUAGGGUGUCCCACCUUUUACCCGACAAAAUGUGCGAGCAUAUUUUAUAGGCAAUACUUGAGACACUGUGUAGAUUUAAGUCAAUAUGUAUGUUAUUUAAAACAGAUAUUCCUUAGCGUAGAUUUAUCUCAUCGAUCCGUGGAAUCGUGAUCAUACAGCUAAACAUCAAAGAUAAUUAAGUCACUCGAAGCAUGCGUUGUCUAGUCAAUAGUGUAAUCCGCGUUGGUUAUUUUUAAGUUUAGGACUAGUUCGAUAGCGUUUAAUCGUCGUUAACGUAAUACACCGAGCCAGGGACGACUUUUCAGAAUCCACUGUGGAUUUUUGCAAUUGUAAAAUUCGUCUAAGUCUUUUGGUCGAGCCUCUCGCUAAUAACUUUGAACCGAACACCCACCGGCAAGGCAUAUUGAACAGUUACUUAAUAGACUUAGCGUGAGAAAAUAUCACUAGAAUAUCCAUAUUAUGUAACAGUUUACGAAAUAUUAAUAGUAUAAUGGCCAAAUUAACACGAAUUGUAGCAGGGGCAUCUAUAAUAAGAAAUCGUUUGUAUUGUAUAUAGUUCCCAGUCAGAGAGCAUAGUCGAACGACAAUUGUAGAAAUUAUAUCUAGUCGUAGGGCGGGAAAAUAUUUAUUGUUGUUAAAGGGUACUCUUACGAUGUACAAGGAAACCAUCCCAAGUGUUCCUUGUAGAGUUUAAUGUACUUUUGCAUGUUAUCAGUUUCGUCAUAAAAAAAAUUUUAUAUUUUAUUUGAAUAACGUAUGAAGUAACUUAUAGACUUUAGCAUGGAACAUUAUAAAAGUAAUCUUUUUUUUUUCUCAUUUCAAUUUGGCAAAUAAUUUUUUGUUACUAAAACAAUAGGGGCAAUGAGUAUACGAGUAUGUAGUGUUAUUAUCUCAUAUAUUACUAUU
Molecule: messenger RNA, 3070 nt
Organism: Osmia bicornis bicornis
Lineage: Eukaryota; Metazoa; Arthropoda; Insecta; Hymenoptera; Megachilidae
Product: insulinoma-associated protein 1b-like
Exons: 1
Coding region: 223-1584 (453 amino acids)
Biological process (GO): neuron differentiation; regulation of cell cycle process; negative regulation of transcription by RNA polymerase II
Cellular component (GO): nucleus; transcription repressor complex
Molecular function (GO): DNA-binding transcription repressor activity, RNA polymerase II-specific; RNA polymerase II cis-regulatory region sequence-specific DNA binding
Source: RefSeq, a predicted model, not a curated record